Bradysia coprophila is the source of this 1554-nucleotide messenger RNA. RefSeq names its product pre-mRNA-splicing factor RBM22. Gene Ontology annotation, molecular function: U6 snRNA binding; pre-mRNA binding; metal ion binding. The record is from RefSeq and is a predicted model, not a curated record. Gene Ontology annotation, cellular component: U2-type catalytic step 2 spliceosome; Prp19 complex; U2-type catalytic step 1 spliceosome. Lineage: Eukaryota; Metazoa; Arthropoda; Insecta; Diptera; Sciaridae.
UUUGACAUAUCCGACAUUCAACAUUCGACCGUCUUUUGAUGAAGUACGUUUUAUAUUGACACGGCAUUUUUUUCGUUUUCAAUUAUUUCAUUGGACAAACACUGCAGUUUAUUCGCUCGUCGGUUUAUCGUUACUAUAAAGACGGGUGCGUUGAAAAGUCGUUUUCUUAAAGGUUUUUGGAACAAGAUAUUCACUGAAAAUGUCUAUGUCAAAAACAACAAACACGUACAAUCGUCAGAACUGGGAAGAUUCGGAUUUUCCAAUCUUAUGCCAAACAUGUUUGGGCGACAAUCCCUACGUCCGUAUGAUCAAGGAGCGUCACGGUAAGGAAUGCAAAAUCUGUACGCGUCCCUUCACAAUCUUCCGAUGGUGUCCGGGUGCGCGAAUGCGUUUCAAGAAAACCGAAAUUUGCCAAACAUGCUGCCGACUCAAGAAUGUUUGCCAAACAUGUCUGCUCGAUUUGGAAUACGGUCUUCCUGUUCAAGUUCGAGAUGCGGCGCUGAAAAUUGCUGACACGUUGCCGCAGAGUGAUGUGAACAAAGAAUUUUACAUCCAAAAGAUUGAAGCCGAAUUGAAAAGUGGUGACGGAACUGAAGCUGCCGGUAUUGUGGGUAAGUCUUUGGCUGCAAGUGAAAUGCUGACGAAAUUGGCACGAACGGCACCAUAUUACAAGCGGAAUCGGCCGCACAUUUGCUCGUUUUGGGUGAAGGGUGAAUGUAAGCGUGGAGAAGAGUGCCCGUAUCGACACGACAAACCCAAUGAGCCGGAUGAUCCGUUGUGCGAGCAAAACAUUAAAGAUCGUUACUAUGGUCGUAACGAUCCAGUCGCUGAUAAGAUUCUGAAACGAGCCGCAACAUUACCCACAUUAGAGGUUCCAGAGGACAAGAAUAUAACAACGUUAUAUGUGGGGAACAUUGGUGAGCAUGUCACCGAAACCGAUAUAAAAGACAAUUUCUAUCAAUUUGGUGAAAUUCGUACCAUAACUUUGGUACCACGACAGCAGUGUGGCUUCGUUCAAUACACGAAGAGAGCCGCUGCCGAACUAGCUGCCGAGAAAACAUUCAACAAAUUGGUUUUGGGCGGAAGACGACUAACAAUCAAAUGGGCUCAUUCACAAGCGAAACAGAAUGCCGUUGCUAAAACAAAUCGAAACUUUGAAGCUGUACCUGGCCUACCAUCACAUCUACCGAUGCCACCAAAUCCAAAUGAUUAUUUCAAUUUGUCGGCAUCCGAUGUCAAUGUACUACCUCCCGGAAUGAAAUUACAUCAGAUUCCACCAUCUCUUAUGUCCAGUUCAGCGUACCAGGCAGUCUAUCAAUCUGGAGGAUUAGCUCAGUACAGCGCACCGUUCACAUCGAUACCAGCGACGAGUACGUCAGCAUCCGAUUCGCAACAAAUGCCACCGCCACCAGGAACUGCCGGUCUUCAUUAUCCCAGUCAAGAUCCGAAUCGAUUGGGAGCGGUGAAAAAGUGAGCGUGAAAAGUUGUUUGGUCAACUGAGACUUUUUUAUUAUGUAGCAAUUGACACGAAAUUAAAGAAGAAUUUGGAUUAAA